Nelumbo nucifera (sacred lotus) is the source of this 2086-nucleotide messenger RNA. It is a transcript of the gene MLS, whose product is annotated as malate synthase. Gene Ontology annotation, cellular component: cytoplasm. Gene Ontology annotation, biological process: glyoxylate cycle. The record is from RefSeq and is a predicted model, not a curated record. Gene Ontology annotation, molecular function: malate synthase activity. NCBI's taxonomy places the organism in Eukaryota, Viridiplantae, Streptophyta, Magnoliopsida, Proteales, Nelumbonaceae.
UCUCUUUUUCUCUCGCUCGCAGCAGCCUCUCUCAAGUCUCACCACAACUGAAAACAACAACUACGUCGAGAUUAUUUAUAUUAUUAAAAAUUAAUAUACGAUGACGAACGUGGCGCCCUACUCUCGCACAACGUCGUUGAACUGCUACGAUGUACCGAAUGGUGUGGACGUCAGAGGUCGAUACGAUGAUGAGUUCGCGAAGAUUCUGACUAAAGAUGCGUUGCAAUUUGUAUCAGAGUUACAGAGGGAGUUCCGAAGCCACAUCAAGUACGCCUUGGAGUGCCGCAAGGAGGCACAAAGGAAGUACAACGCAGGAUGUUUGCCUGGUUUUGAUCCGGCGACGAGGUGCAUACGGGAAGGGGAGUGGGUAUGUGCGUCGGUACCGCCGGCCGUCGCCGAUCGGAGGGUGGAGAUCACGGGGCCUGUGGAACGAAAGAUGAUUAUCAAUGCCCUCAACUCCGGAGCCAAAGUGUUCAUGGCCGACUUUGAAGAUUCACUUUCGCUGACUUGGGAGAAGCUUAUGAGGGGUCAAGUUAACUUGAAGGACGCAGUAGAUGGGACCAUAACCUUCUAUGACCAGGCGAGAAACAGGCUUUACAAACUCAAUCAUCCUCACACGGCCAAACUCUUUGUCCGCCCUAGAGGGUGGCACCUGCCUGAAGCCCACAUUCUCGUAGACGGUGAACCUGCAACUGGCUGCCUGGUGGACUUUGGCCUCUACUUUUACCAUAAUCAUGCCACCUUCCGCCGGACACGAGGUGCAGGCUAUGGCCCUUUCUUCUAUCUCCCAAAAAUGGAGCAUGCGAGGGAAGCCCGCAUAUGGAAUUCUGUGUUUGAAAGGGCAGAGACAAUGGCAGGGCUAGGCAGUGGAAGCAUUAGGGCUACAGUUCUCAUUGAGACUCUGCCAGCUGUUUUUCAAAUGGAUGAAAUUCUCUAUGAGCUAAGGGAUCACUCAAUUGGUUUGAAUUGUGGAAGAUGGGACUACAUUUUCAGCUAUGUCAAGACUUUCCAGGCUCACCCUGAUCGCUUGCUCCCAGACCGGGUUCAGGUUGGAAUGACUCAGCACUUUAUGAGAAGCUACUCUGAUCUUCUCAUUCACACUUGCCAUAGACGUGGUGUGCACGCCAUGGGCGGAAUGGCAGCUCAAAUUCCAAUCAGAGAUGAUCAAGUGGCGAAUGAGGCAGCAUUGGAGUUGGUGAGAAAAGACAAACUAAGAGAAGUACGGGCAGGCCAUGAUGGGACCUGGGCAGCCCACCCUGGUCUCAUCUCCGUCAUCAUGGAAGUCUUCACAAAUUACAUGGGUGCCACUCCCAACCAGAUAGAAACCAUGAAGCGAGAGGAUGCAGCCAUUGUGACUGAAGAAGACCUCUUACAAAGACCCAGUGGUGUCCGGACAAUGGAAGGCCUCCGACUGAAUACCCGGGUUGGAAUCCAAUACCUAGCAGCAUGGCUCACCGGAACCGGGUCAGUGCCUCUUUACAACCUCAUGGAGGAUGCUGCCACUGCUGAGAUUAGCAGAGUUCAGAACUGGCAAUGGUUGAAGUAUGGGGUAGUUUUGGACGGAGACGGGCUUGGGGUGAAGGUGAGCUUGGACCUCUUUGCUAGGGUGGUAGAAGAAGAAAUGGCCAAGAUUGAGAAAGAGGUAGGUGAGGAAAAGUUCAAGCACGGCAAGUACAAGGAAGCUUGUAAGAUCUUCAAUCGGCAAUGCACAGCUCCUACCCUGGAUGAAUUCCUGACGUUAGAUGCAUAUAACCAUAUUGUCAUCCAUCACCCCAACGGAUCCCCUAGGCUCUAAAAUCUCAUCAUGUAGAGAAGCCUAUUAGGGUCUAUUGUUUGGUGAUCAAAUUAUCCAAAACAAUGACUAUAUGAUCUUGAGGUCUCUCUAAUGCUCUGAACACAAAACUAUCUAGAAGCCUAUGUUUAUAAUAUUCCUCAUAUUUCAGAGUUUGCUGUUAUUAUCUUCUGUUGUGAUCAUCAUCUUCAGGUAUGUCUUGUGUCACAGUAGUCAAUCAUACUACCUGUAAUAAUAACUUUAAUUGUUUGUAUGGUAUCAUCAGUGAUCUAAAUUCACAUGUUACUCUCUAUC